Messenger RNA from Podarcis muralis (Common wall lizard), 6568 nucleotides. RefSeq names its product ADAM metallopeptidase domain 23 (gene ADAM23). The record is from RefSeq and is a predicted model, not a curated record. Gene Ontology annotation, molecular function: metalloendopeptidase activity. Gene Ontology annotation, cellular component: presynaptic membrane. Lineage: Eukaryota; Metazoa; Chordata; Lepidosauria; Squamata; Lacertidae. Gene Ontology annotation, biological process: proteolysis.
GCGCCUGCGUGUGGACGCGCCUGCGUGUGGCAGGUGCCGGCGGUGGCAGUGGCAGCGGCAGCCGCGUCCACCUGAGGGGAGAGCCGCCGCUGCGCCCUGGCGCGCCUUCCCGCCGCCGCCGCCCUCCUCCUCCUCCUCCUCCUCCUCCUCUUCUUCCUCGCUCCCUGCACCAUGAGGGAAGAGGCGCCGCCGUGAGCUGCUCGGCCGCUUCCUAACACCGUCCUCCAGGCGAGGCGUCCCCCUCGCCGCCGCCGCCCGUCCUACCCCGGGGGAAGCUAUGAGCCAUGAAGCCGCCUGGCAGAACUUCCCUCCGGCGGCAGAAGCAGCAGCAGCCGCCCUUCUCCGGCCGCCGCCGCCUCUCGAGCUCCGCCGCCGCCGCCUUGCUUUGCCCGGCUGGGCUGCCCAGCUCCAUCCCCCUCCUCUUUCUGGCGCUCCUGCUUUUCUGCUCAGGGUCCCCCAGGAUCUGCGGGGUCGCUGCGGACGCCGCUCUGCAUUGGAAUGAAACUGCAGAAGAACUAGAAAAAAGCCAGGCAGAUGAAGAUACUGCAUUUCAACAGACUAACAGCAGUAGCUACAAAAAUAACAGUCGAAGCAGUGCAUUCCAGAAAGAAAUCACAUUGCCUUCAAGACUUGUAUAUUAUCUCAAUAGAGACUCUGAAAGUCCUUAUCAUGUCUUGGAUACAAGGACAAGGCACCAGCAAAAACACAAUAAGGCUGUGCAUCUGGCUCAGGCAAGUUUCCAGAUUGAAGCCUUUGGAUCUGAAUUUAUUCUUGACCUCUCCCUGAAUAAUGAUUUAUUAUCCUCUGAUUAUGUGGAGAUUCAUUAUGAAGAAGGAAAACCACAAUAUUCAAAGGGAGGAGAACACUGUUACUAUCAUGGGAACAUCAGAGGUGUUGAGAACUCCAAAGCUGCGCUUUCAACAUGCAAUGGACUCCAUGGUAUGUUUGAAGAUAGUUAUUACCUAUAUUUGAUAGAGCCUUUGGAAUUGACUCACAGUACGAGAAGUACAGGUAGACCACAUGUCAUCCAGAGGACGUUGGGAACAAAUACUUCCAAGCAAUUGGAAGACCUUGAUUAUGACUCUACUUCUGAAUGGCCCUUCCUGUCUGAGUUGCAAUGGCUAAGACGGAAAAGAAGGAGGAGAGCUGUUUCCCGCGGCAUAUUUGAAGAAAUGAAAUACUUGGAGCUCAUGAUUGUUAAUGACUAUAAAAUGUUUAAAAAGCACCGAUCAUCCCAUGCUUACACGAACAACUUUGCGAAAUCUGUGGUAAAUCUUGUGGAUGCUAUUUACAAGGAGCAGCUGAAUACCAGGGUUGUUUUGGUUGCUGUUGAAACGUGGUCGGACAGAGAUCGUAUAAAUGUCCACCCUGACCCAAGACAGAUGCUUCAUGAUUUUUCCAAAUAUCGACAGAAUUUCAUCAAGCAGCGUGCUGAUGCUGUACACCUUCUCUCGAAUGUGACAUUUCAUUACAAAAGAAGCAGCCUGAGCUAUUUUGGAGGAAUUUGUUCUGUGUCUAGAGGUGUUGGAGUAAAUGAGUAUGGCCUACCCUGGGCGAUGGCACAAGAACUAUCCCAAAGUCUGGCUCAGAAUUUAGGAAUACAGUGGGAGCCAGGGGCCAGAAAACCAAAAGGAUGUGAGUGCACAGAAUCCUGGGGUGGAUGCAUCAUGGAAGAAACAGGUGUCUACCACCCCAGAAAAUUCUCAAGGUGCAGCAUUGCAGAAUACAAAGAUUUUUUGCUUCGAGGGGGAGGUUCCUGUCUUUUCAACAAGCCAACAAAGUUGUUUGACACCACUGAAUGUGGAAAUGGGUAUGUGGAACCAGGAGAAGAUUGUGAUUGUGGUUUCCAAACGGAUUGCAAAGCAGAUCUGUGCUGUAAGAAAUGCUCACUUUCUAAUGGAGCUCAUUGCAGUAAUGGUCCAUGUUGUAAUGAAACCUCCUGUCUUUUCUUUCCCCGAGGCUUCGUAUGUCGCUCUCCAGUGAAUGAGUGUGAUAUUACAGAGAUCUGUCCUGGGGACUCUGGCCAGUGCCCACCAAAUCUUCAUAAGCAAGACGGGUUUGCUUGUGAUGCAAAUCAGGGUCGUUGCUACAAUGGAGAAUGCAAGACGAGAGAUAAUCAGUGCAAAUACAUCUGGGGAACGAAGGCUUCAGGAUCUCAUAAACACUGUUACGAGAAGCUAAACACAGAAGGCACGAAAAAGGGAAACUGUGGAAAGGAUGGAGAGAAAUGGAUUCCAUGCAACAAGCAUGAUGUGUUCUGUGGGUUAUUGCUUUGUGCAAAUCUUGAUGGAGUUCCACGAAUUGGUCACCUUCAGGGAGAAAUCAUCCCAACUUCUUUUUUCCACCAAGGUGUAGUAGUGAAUUGCAGUUGUGCCCACGUACUUCUAGAUGAUGAUACAGAUUUAGGAUAUGUUGAAGAUGGAGCUCCGUGUGGUCCUCAGAUGAUGUGUAUGGACAGAAGGUGUCUGUCUAUCCAGUCUCUGAAUAUAAGCAGCUGCCCUAUUGGUGCUAAUGGAAAAGUUUGUUCUGGACAUGGGGUAUGCAGCAAUGAAGCCACCUGCAUUUGUAACUAUACCUGGGCAGGGACAGAUUGUAGCAUGCAUGACCCCAAAAGGAAAGAAGAAGCAGAGAAACCAAAUGGACCAAAGGAAAUGUCAAAAAGAGAAGAUACGAUCCAAGUCAGCAGGGUAUCUAAGGAACUCCUUGGAAGAGCUUUUCUGUGCAUUACUGGAUUCCAGACAUGGUGGCUUUUUGUAGUAGCUGCACAGAAAGUACGUCACUGCAGAAGAAAAUUAAGACGAGUGAUUUACUACAAAUGGCAAGUGGAGAUACUUAUGAAAGGGCUGAAGGAAAACUUGUCCUUUUCGGAGAUUCACAUUUAAGAACUCCCUCCACUCAUUUCUCCUUUUUUUAAGGUGAUAAGAAACGGGACAGAUGUUAUAAAUGAACUAUUUUGGCCGAACUUUUUUAAAUACAAAGAACAGAGCAAACAAAUCAAGUGCAAUAAGAGAACUGUUUCAAAAUAGUCAAAUAGGUAAAAAGUUUCAUAACUGAUAACUUGAGUUCGCAUGACCUUUUAAUAUUAACGACAGACUCCAGUGGCAUGAUAAGCUAACUUUUGAAAUGGUAAACUGCAUGGCAUAUAUACAGCAAACGAGCUAACAAGCUGACCCCAAGCCGAGUCUGCAUACCAAGAAAACAAACCAAAACAUAGAAAUGCUGAUUCUGGGUACUUAGGAAAUCACGUUCCACCAAGAUACACUAUUCUCCAAGUUGUACAACCCCUUCCUAAUAUAUAUUCCUCAUUCAUCUCAAUUUUAUUUUGGGGGCAAUCUUAUUUAUGGUCCUGCAGGUCUUGUAUAGUUUUCAGUAUAAAAAUGAGCAAUUUUUGCCAUGCCAUUCUCAGAUAGUGACACAUUUUCUUAAGGGUUUUGUUCUAUGUGUGAUUCUAUCUUCUCGGGUUGUAAAGCUUUCUUAAAACAUUGCUCCCCUUUUAAGUUUUUGUAGCAUGUUGUAUAGCGGGGGUUCUGGGCUUGCUCUCAAAGGCAUAUCGCAUGCAGACACAGGGAGUUCUAGCAGAAAACAGGCGUGCUUUUUAAAUUUGUAUGCUUGAAACCAAAAAACAAAAAACAAAAACACUCACCCAUCCAAAACCUAUUAAUAUGUAUAAAGUGCAUAUGUAUGCAACGAAUCUUUUCAAAUGCAUUAUUUGCUGUCAUGCAGAUAUUUUGUAUAUAGUGUAAGAAGUCAACACCCUCUCAAAUCAAUCACAGAAGUGCCAAGCUUAUAACUCUUUAAUUUUACCAUCUGUUUUCCUUUCUCGAUCUCACAUUAUACGAAAGGAAAAGAAGCCUAAAGAAGCCUUAAAUACCCAUAAAAAUACUGAGAGCUUUUAACAGGUUAAGGCUUUCCCAUGUAUUGUUUUAUAGUCCCCAGCACCAGCUCACCUCCCAGGUCCCCAUCCAUUUAUAAAAGUGAUCCCAAUAGCCAUGUCUCUGAGUUGACCUGCGUAGUAUGUCUCUUUCAAGUCACAGCCUCGAAUGUUACUUCCUAGACUAUUUGUGGUUACUGUCAUGGCUCAGCUCCCUUUGGCCAAAUAAGAAAGGUAUCAUUGUAUAUGUUCAGGUAGCGCUUCUCCAUGCUUAAGCACAGUGGGGUGCAUUCUUCUCCCUCUCCUGGCCCACAAGCCUCUGAGCACUGCUAUCAGGUGUAAUCACAGAUGCGAAGAGCAGCAAUGGCACCUGCCAUUAGCAUGCCACAGUGAGUUGCAUUGUGAAUAAGGCUGGCUGGGGUACAAUUCUGCACGGUGCUUGUGAAAAGGCUUUAUGCCAAAGUCCAGAUCAACGUCCUGCUGCACUGCUGCUGCAAAAACGCUUGCCAAUUUUCCACGCCUUUAGUGGCAAGUCAUUCUGCAUUCAGCCAGCUAUGAUUUUCAAGAUGGCAAGUAUCUCGUAACCCGAUUCCUACUGCAUCAGAUGGAUAUGAAUAGAAAGUGCUGUACAUGCUUGGUCUGGUUCUCAUUUAUGUCAGUGAUAGGCUACUUUUUGAUUACGAUUGGCCUUUGGUUUGUACUCCAAAAGCUUUCAUUCUGGUUACAAGUAUUCAGGUAUCCUAGUAUAAUUCAGCUGCUCUGGUAAAAAUGACCUCCAGUGCAUAUUGAUGUAAACAUUUUACCCUUUUUAAAAUUAUUUUCCCCAUUGCAUAAUUUGGAAUGGUCUUUAAAAUGAAGCAGGCUGUGAUACUUUUAAAUUUACAUUGAGUUAGAUUUUGAAUUUAACUGUAGGCAUUAAGUAAUGGGAGCGUAGAGAUACUUUUAAUUCCUCAAACUGCAGUAGCAGUUGUAGAUUAUCACAGUGGCCCUCACCCUAUAAUCCUAUAACGUUUUAUGGGCAAGUCACAGCGGUUUAAUGGGUGACAGUUUUCACAGAGUUAUAUACCUGAUUAAAAUGUGCUAAAGACGCAGUGGGAAGGCGGCGUUGCUGGAAUGCAUCUUGAUAUAUAGCAUUCACGAUGCUCUAAUAAAGGCAGUCUUGCAGGCUGUGCAUCUUACUUCCCUUCUUAGAUCUGAGUCUCUAAAAGCAAACUAUUACCUGGGUCACACUUAGUGGUAAGGCAAACCAUAGCUUAGUGCAAGUGCGCUGGUUUCCAGAGAGGAGCUGAAGGCUGCAUUGCACCUUAUUGGGGUCUUGCUACUGAUCUGUGCUGAGCCGUGGUUUGGCUCAGAUGACCUGCUAAGCCAAACCAUGGCUUAACUCACUGCAACAAGAGGACCGGACGAGGAGCGAGUGGCUGCAGUCUCUGGAAGCCUUCAUACUUGGGUUGAGCCAUAGUUUGGCUUAGCGUUACACGCAAACUGAGCCAGUGUGUUCCCUUUCGGGUCUUCCCACUUGCGUCACAAUAUCGACGAGCAGAGCUAUCUUGCUUAAUGUCACUUUGCUUUUGACCAUAUCUGGGAUAAGGGUAUCUAAAUUGGUGCUGGGGUCUCCUUUUUGGUUCUGUUCUGGGAGCGACGUGGUAACCACAGUAGACAACGCCAUUCAAUAUGGUCCUAAAAAUCAGAUUGUUGUAUUUUUAAAAAAUCUUGAAGUGAUUCAAAAAAAACAUUGUAAAUGUGCGAUGUGAUGUUUUUAAUCAGACCACACUGGUCCCCAAUUAUGUAUAUAUGGUAAGAGUUGGUGUAACUUUUUGUUACACUAGCAGUUUCAUAAGAAAUAUUAUUUCUUGUCUAAAUUUCUCCUCUGCUGUUCUGUUCUGUGUACGUGUGUUUAAAAUACACAAAUUUUAUGUAUAGAAUGUAAAUGACCACGCAACCACAUAGCUCACAGAAGUGGAUUGUAAUGUUUUCCGUGGUACUAGAGUUAUAUAAUCAAACCUGUUAAGGUAGGUACUUACUUUUUUAGAAAUUUCAUUUACCACAUUUUUAAGAGAACAUAUGUUGCCUAUGUUGAUUGCCUUUUUUUUUUUUUACCACAACCAGUGUCAUUUUAAUGGUGUUUUGACAGAAUAAAUGUUAAGUUACCAUUUCAUCCACUAUUCUUCUGUUCCAUAAAAAGGGUUCAUCCUGACAGGAAAAUGUAUGGAAAUUUUAUAUAGCUUAUGUUGAUAUGCUGCAUGAUCUCACUGAACUGAGCAAAUUCUCUACAAGGGGAAAGCUCCACUACGCAAAUUGAAUAUAUAUAUAUACAUAUAUAAAUAUUCUAGGUGCAUGUUAUAAUAAAUUACAUAGAACUGGAGUUUUACAAAGUUUUCUUUACUAUGCAAUGAUAGGUAUUGCACAAACUUAAAAUUCAAAGACAAAUGUCUGAGGAACUUUACAAAAGAAUACUUGAAUUUAUUUUUGAUCUAAGAAGCUUUCAGUCAUAUUUUAUAUUCAUUGUUGCUUCCACUAUUAAUCUUCCUUUAAAAUUGUUUGUAAUUCUUUUUAAAAUGCACAAUAUGACGAACCAGUUUUUGUUUGAAGUUAAUACUCAUUCAUACCUUGUUGGCUGCCGAUGAAUGGAAAUUCAGUUGUCAUUGUUCUGCAUAUUAGUUAAAUGAGUAUUAAAGAGUUCAUGAACAUGGAAAGCUA